Messenger RNA from Auxenochlorella protothecoides, 2226 nucleotides. RefSeq lists its product as uncharacterized. The record is from RefSeq and is a predicted model, not a curated record. Gene Ontology annotation, molecular function: helicase activity. Lineage: Eukaryota; Viridiplantae; Chlorophyta; Trebouxiophyceae; Chlorellales; Chlorellaceae. The coding region runs from base 1 to 2226 and encodes 741 amino acids. The transcript is spliced from 13 exons.
AUGCGCUCAUUCACGGCACGCGCCACGUACACUUGCGACGGACACAAGAAGCUCCGGCACAAUCGCAAGUGGCUGGACGGCUUCCUGAACAUCUCGGAGACCACCGUCGCGCUCCUGAAUGAGGACAGGUCGUCCGUGCUGGGAUCAUGUCGCCCGGAUGGUCCCACUCGAGCCUCCCUGCUAGAGGGGGAGGAGGUGCUGCUGGUCAACCCCAGCAUUCUCGUGGUCAUGGACACCAUCGCUGCUGCUCAACGAACGGUGACCUUGCCGGAUGUUUGGCCCAGUGCCGCAGCCUACAUGGAAAGCAUGGCCUUGGCCGUCAGGGAGGAGGUUUCCCUCAGGGUAGUGGAGGUGCUGCGCAACUUCCAUGCGGCCAUCGCCGCAGCUCCGCAGGACAGCGCUGCCCCACCGUCGAGCUUGCGCAUGCAUGGGCUGCGGUAUUACUCGCCCUGCGACCUCAUCAGCUGGGCACCCAAGGCGUCUUCGCAAGAGAUGCAUCGCAGGGGCAAGCUGCAGCGGGCCUGCGCCGACGGGGGCUCUGACCUACCCUCGGAGAGGAUGGCCGGGGCUUCCAUCUGCCUGGUGCUGCCCAAGCAGCGUGGCCCUUCCUCCGAGUACCGGCGGGACGACAUCUGGAUCCUGAGCAACGACGCCUGGCUGGGCAGCAGGGCCGAGAGGGCUGGCAGGCCCAUGGACCGCCUGCAUGCGCCCUGGGUCGCUCUGGCCCGGAGCCUGUGGCAUGGUCCCAACCAGGAGGGCAGGCUGGCGAUCGAGUUCCUGACGGAUGCGGCCCCCCGCCUGGGUCGCCAGCAGACCGUCACAGCCCUGAAGGGCCCCGAGUGCAGCUCGGAGCUGGGCAUGCUGAGCAUGCUGUGCUCUCCCCCAGCCCACUCCCUGCCCCUGCUCGCCCCUCUCAUGAGCCCACCCCAUUGCAUCGUGGGGCCCUCCGAUCCAGACGCAGAUGGGGCCCAGGGCCAGGCCGGACUGAAUGCCGAGCAGCUCAAGGUGCUGCGUGUGGCGCCUGCCCCCAUCUGUCUGGUGCAUGGACCCUUUGGGUCGGGCAAGUCCACCCUGCUGGUCACCCUGCUGCGCUUUCUUCUGCGCGCCCGAACCGUGGCCGGGAGCCCCCUGGAGGGGGCACGCAUUCUGGUGUCCAGUGGCACCAACGUUGCGGUGGACCGGGUGCUGAUGGGCGCUGAGCGCACCCGGCGUCACAUGCUGUCCACCGUCCCCAUCGUGGGGGUCACCUGUUACUCCUCCAUGCUGCCUGUCCUGGAUGGACAGGUCUUUGCCGUGACCAUCCUGGACGAGUGCAGCCAGCUGGUGGAGCCGCUGUCCCUGUCACCCAUCAUCCGCGCCCAGUCGAGGUACCUGAUCGCGGUAGGCGACCCAUUGCAGCUUCCCCCCAUUGUCGCGACGCCCACGGCAGUCGCACCGGCCGGCGGCGAGGCCGGCCCCGCCUUGCAGGCCGGUGCAAGGCCCACAGCUCGCCAUGGCCUGGCGCGGCCCAUGUUUGUGAGGCUGGCGGCGGCUGGGCACCCAGUCCACCUCCUGCGCCGCCAAUACCGCUGCCACCCAGUCAUCUCCCAGAUUCCCAACCGCUGCUUCUACGGUGGGCAGCUGCUGGAUGGGUGCAGCGCUUCCCAGCGCGGCCCCGUCCUUCCCGGCCUCCCCCCUCGCCUGUGGAUCGACCCGCGGGGCGGCGAGAGCGGGGGCGAGCGGGGGGCCCGCAGCGUGACCAACCGCCGCGAGGCCGACGUCAUAUGCAGCAUGGUGCAGCAGCUGCUGGGACAUGGGGUGCCGCCCUCUGCCAUCGGCAUCAUCUGCUUCUUCAGGGCGCAGGUGGCGCUGCUGCAGGGCCUGCUGAACCCCCAGCCUCCAAUGAAUGUGACUCCCGAGGCGGGGCAGGGCGUUGCACACGGCCCCUGCACCGUCAGCGAGGCGCCCCAGGGACCCCUUGCAGAGCAGGCGGGGGUGCAGGUGGCGACGGUGGAUGCUUUCCAGGGAGGGGAGCGGGACGUCAUCAUCCUGAGCACGUGCGUCACCCGGCCCUCCCACUUCGUGGGCGACCCGCAGCGGCUGUGCGUCGCCCUGACGCGUGCCAGGUGCCACCUCUUCCUGUCGGCUCCAGCCUUCCAGGCCCUGCUGGCCUCCUGCCACAGCCUGCCCGGCUGCUUCAGCACCACGGACCGCUUGCCCAUCAUGGAGGGGAGGCUUGCGGCUUGA